Messenger RNA from Cannabis sativa, 1191 nucleotides. RefSeq lists its product as uncharacterized. The record is from RefSeq and is a predicted model, not a curated record. Gene Ontology annotation, biological process: U6 snRNA 3'-end processing. Gene Ontology annotation, molecular function: 3'-5'-RNA exonuclease activity. The coding region runs from base 174 to 1034 and encodes 286 amino acids. The transcript is spliced from 6 exons. Gene Ontology annotation, cellular component: nucleus. Lineage: Eukaryota; Viridiplantae; Streptophyta; Magnoliopsida; Rosales; Cannabaceae.
ACGUUUUUUGAACUCCAAUUGGAGAUGCUUUAAGUUACUUCGGACUUGGGAGACAAAAAUCUAAAUAGCGUUAACAAAAAACUGAUCAGUUGGAGCCUCCACACACCCACGGCAGUAGCAACUAGCAAGCAACCAUGUAAAUACGGUUCAGUUCCAAGCAAGAGACACAGAGUAUGGAGGCUUUGAUAGCCUCUUAUGGAGACGAAUCCUCCGAAUCCGACUCCGAGCCCGCAACCCCAUGUCAGCCUCCACCAUCUUCUACUCCCCCGACACCGGAAUUUACUCCUCUUCCUCCACCUCCGGUUUCUCUCCUUAUUCCUCCUAAUUCAUUCGGGGGUCUGGAUUUUUCUCCUGGAGAACAAUCCGGCAGAGUUAGAACAUUCCCUCAUAUCGAAGGGAAUUACGCUUUACAUGUCUUUAUCCCAGUUUACAUACCAUCUACUCCAAAAAAGGAGCUAGCUUUGUUCUUGAAGAAACUGUCUCGUCUCGUGCCUGGUCUUUACGUUGUCGACGUUGAUAUCCCACUUGACAUUAUUACCAAAGAUGAUAAUAAGCUCGAACAAGUUGCUUUAGGGAGGGAAUUUCAUAUAAGCUUGGGUAGGACUGUUCCAAUCCGAGUUCACCAGAUUGACUCAGUUGUGACUAUGCUUCGUCAGAAGCUUCAGUUUCAAAGGAGGUAUUGGAUUGAUUUUAGUAAAUGGGAGGUUUUCCUCAAUGAUGAUCGUACUCGAACCUUUUUGUCAAUGGAAGUUACUACAACUGGAUUAGCUGAGAUAACAAAACAGAUUCAAGCUGUUAAUGAGGUUUAUAAGCUUCAUAAUCUACCUGAAUUUUAUAAGGAUCCACGUCCUCACAUAUCCGUUGCUUGGGCAUCUGGUGACAUCAACCAUUCCUUGAGGAGUGCUGUUCAAGAAGAACGAAGAGGCAUGGUUGGGGCCUCUUUGCAUAAAUGCAUUUUUACUAGUAAAUUCGGUGGUAUUGAGUGUAGAAUUGGUAAUAAGGAGUAUAAGAUAUGUAAAGUUUUAGAUAAGUGAAAAGAUUCGAUCCCCACAAUCACUUCCAUUACGUUUUUAUCUUAUUUUUAACAGUUAAAUAUUUGUUUUAAAAGACAACAAGCUUAGUCCCAUUGAAAAUCUUGUGGUUCUGUUCACAAUAAAUUUAUGUAGGGAAAAUCAUAUAUUUCCAAGUGAA